Saprolegnia parasitica CBS 223.65 is the source of this 2613-nucleotide messenger RNA. Its product is annotated as TKL protein kinase. The transcript is spliced from 19 exons. Gene Ontology annotation, biological process: protein phosphorylation. Gene Ontology annotation, molecular function: ATP binding; protein kinase activity; protein binding. Lineage: Eukaryota; Oomycota; Saprolegniomycetes; Saprolegniales; Saprolegniaceae. The record is from RefSeq and is a predicted model, not a curated record. Bases 235 to 2613 code for a protein of 792 amino acids.
CCUCGAUCGACGGUGCAUCUUCCAGAGCUUGGCCGCGGUGGCUACGGCAUCGUCUUCAAGGACAAGCUAUCUGGCCACGACGUAGCCGUCAAGGUGCUGCGGAACACCAAAUUCGGUGCUGCGAGCCUUCGCGACGAGAUUCGAAUCCUCGAAAACAACCCGUCGCCGUACCUUGUGCGACUGGUCGCUACCGCCGACGCCUCAUCGGACGCGCCGCAGCUCUUUUUCGAGUACAUGGACCGUGGUAACCUCACCAAGUACCUCGACAAGAUCGCUGCGGACAAGCCCGUCCCUGUCGCAUACACGCCCAUUGAGAUUCUCUGGGUCGUUGCCAACGCUCUCAACGACCUCCACGCCAACAACAUCGUUCAUCGCGACGUCAAGACCGACAACAUCCUCCUCUCGUCCAAGUACUACAUUAAAGUGGCCGACGUUGGCAUCGCCAAUGAUGAAACGACGAACAUGACGACGGUUGCUGGCACAAGCAAGUGGCGAGCACCCGAAGUGCUGACGUCUGGAAGCCGCUACGGGAAGGCGGCCGACAUUUACUCGUUUGGGAUUCUCCUCCAGACGCUGUACCCUAACCCUCGCGAUGCAAGCGCCGAGUGGGCCCAAGCUCUCGCAGCGGACUGCACGGCGGUCGAUCGUACACGCCGUCCGACGGCUGAGCAGCUCGUCCGCAUCUUGCUGCCCGAACUCCUGUCGCAGCCGCACCUUGUGACAUCACUGUAUGCUUUUGAGCAAGACAGAGCGAUCAUCGGGCAGUUUCCAGGCUGUUCGCACGUCGAGGAAUUGAUCGAAGCCAUUGAGGAUGGCGACGUCGACAUUGCCCGCACCUUGCUAGCGAGCGGAGUCCACCCCGACAGCUUCGGAGAGGAGGGAGAAACACCACUCUUGCAUGCCGUGCAUCUCGGCGCCGUCGCCAUGAUCGAUGUGCUACUAGCCUAUCACGCCGACGUCAACAUUGCAAACAGCGUAUGCGGGCUGUCCCACGAGACGCGAAGCUCGAGCACGGCUCUCGAUAGGCUGCUCCGCGUCGAAACCAUCAACGUCAACGUGCAGACUGACGAACUAGACACGCCGUUGCAUCUGGCGAGUGCUGAAGGGUGCUUGGCGAAUGUGAUUGCCCUCGUGAACGCUGGUGCCGAUCUCGAGGCCACCGAUGUGAACCUGAAUCGACCACUGCAUUUUGCAGCGUCGUAUGGACGCAAAGACGUGGCUGGCGUGCUCCUCCAGCGCGGCGUCCGCACGUCCGAGCGCAACGCGCGUGGCGAGACGCCUUUGCAUAUUGCGAUGAUGUGCAACCAUGGCGACGUUGCCACGCUUCUUGUGGAGGCAAAUGCUGACAUCGACGCCCUCGCGAACGGACGUAGCUCAUUGCACUAUGCUUGCGAGUAUGGAGUUGCCGAUGUCAUUCCGGCGCUACUUGCCCGAGGCGCCGACGUCAACGCCAAACAUGAUGGCUCGGUAUCGCUGCUCUUCUCGGCCAUUGAAGACAACCGCACGGAUGUUGUUGCGGCGCUUCUUGCGUCGCCCGACAUUGAUCUCCUUGAACGCCAUGCCGAUGGCACAACCAUCUUGCACCUCGCUGUGCUCAAAGGCAACCAUGACAUUGUUCGAAGACUGAUCGAAGCGGGCGUCGAUGUUGGCCAAAGAGAGAUCCAGUCGGGCCUAUGUGCCAUGGACCUGGCCCUGGUAAAGAAUGACCGCGACAUGGACCAAUUACUCGAGCCCGCCAUGAAUCACAUACAAGCAUUGAUGCGCGCAAUUCGCCGCCAAAACGUGCCGCGCUGUGCUACCCUUCUUCAAAAGCCGCAUAGCUGCCAUUUUUGCGACGAGAAGGGCAACUCGCUGGUCCACACCGCUGUUCUCACCGGCAACGAGGCGAUACUCGAUUUGCUCCUCGCCAAGCCGCGCACCCAAUGCGACACACGCAACAAUGAGGACAAGACGCCGCUGGCACUUGCGAUCGAGUGUGGCCGUAGCUCGAUGGCCAAAAAGCUUUUUCAUCGCACGCACACGCCCGUCGUCGCGAUUUCGGAAGCCGAGUACGACGUGACGACGGCGGAACUCGGUGCCGGUGGUUUUGGUGUCGUCGUCCUUGGCUCGUACUUGGGCCAAAAGGUUGCGGUCAAGAAGCUCAAGAACGCAGGUUUCCGCACGCCGUUCGAGGCCGAAAUCAAUACCCUCCUCGCAUGCCCGUCCCCGUACCUCGUCCAGCUGAUUGCGAUCGCUGACCGUGGCUCCAAGACGCCAGAGCUGCUCUUCGAGUGCAUGGACGGCGGUAGUCUUCGGGCGCACCUCAACAAGAAGCGGUUGAAUGAGCACACACAAGUGAAAGUGACGAACCUUCAAGUGGCGUGGGUCGUCGCCAACGCUUUGAAAGACCUGCACGCCAAGAAGCUGGUACACCGCGAUGUCAAAAGUGACAACGUCCUCCUGAGUGCAAGCGGAGAAAUCAAGCUUGGCGACCUGGGCCUGGUGCGCUUCGAGGCAACGGAAAUGACCGGCACCCGGUACUGGAUGGCGCCCGAGAUCCUGCAAGCGCAAGGCACGACGUACGGUCGACCCGCCGACAUUUACGCUAAACACAGGCCAAUUGCCGUACUUUGA